CACGCCUCUGCCCAGUCUCCAUGACGAUUCGUUGCCGUCGUCCGAGGCGACAAGUGACGUGUUCGUCACGCUCGCCUCGUCGCAGAGCAGCCAAGUCUCGCAGAUGGCCUCGUCGUUUGGCGACUCGGACAGCCGCGGCGGCCUCGUCUCGUUGCAGCCUCGUCGUCGGGCCAAGACGAGCCCCGCGCCUCUGACCGACGACUCGACGUCGUUGCGCGGCCGGACUACAACAGUCUGGCCGGGACUCGAGUUGCCCGUUGCUGUCGCCAUGGCAAUGGCCGUCUUGACGUCUAGUCCGUCGAGCCAGUCCGAGUGGUAUUGGCGCACGGUGACCGAUUCGCCGACGCCCGACACCGCCACUUCGCAGGCUCGUUUGAAGAUGGCCGAGCUUGACGACGUCUCGACGACUCCACGCCCCAGAAACACGCCCACCCCGACCUCUGGGCGUCCUCCUUCGGUGGCCGCCUCGUCUCGCCCCAUUCAACUCGAGGUGGUCCGACAAGCCGACAGUUGUUGGCUCACCUCAUUGGCCGAGCUCGAGAUGAUUCGUCAAGUCUGCCUUGACGACCAGCUUCGGUUGUCCGAGCGGGGGGCCCCGAAUGAGCGACAUCUGAUUGGUCGUAACGAGAAGAUGUACUCGACGCGAGAGGAUGACGGCGAGACAAAGUGGCGCCGGCAAAGAGGUGAAGAGAGGCGGGAGGAGCAGAAGGCGAGGACGAGGCGGGGGCCGGUUUGCGUCGGUGAAGACGAAAUGGGCGACUGGGAGUCGACGUCUGGCCUGUUGGAGGCCAACUCGACGUCCAAGUCGCUCUGGCUGCCGUCCGAAAGGGAGAUUCGCCUCCUCCUUUCCGACGAACUGGCACAACUCUGCGCCAAAGAGUGGAUUAUCCCCUCGCUGCUCCUCGUCCAGGCCCAACUCACCUUGGACACCAUCACCUCGGCCAGCUUCACCAGCUUCGUCACGUCGCCAUCUCGACCCGCCUCGCCGGAAGCCUCGUCUUUUUUCGCCUCCGAGGCUGCCACAUUGUCGGUCGCCUCGAUCUCGUUGCCCCCGGCAACUGACACGCUUGACAUCGGAUCGUGUCUUCUCAUCACUCGAACGAGCCGAUUCAGCUGUGACGAGUUGCCCUCGGCAACCGGUAUCGGUUGGGACGGCGUCGAGCCAGACAGAGGCCAGACUGACCGGUUUUUCGAGACCAGCACCAACAACACUCUGCCUUUUGUGUUUUGUGGCGUCGUCACGCGACAACCGAUCGUCAUGCCGCCCGGCGAUCACGACGACGCCUCCAGUUGCCAGAGCUCGGGCUGCAACAGUGUCCGCAAACACGGCUGGCACUGGCAGCAACUGCAACAACAGCAACGGCCACAGCAACAAGAAACGCCGUCCAGACGGACGGCCCUGCUGGACGUCAGUCUGCGGAUGCACGGGGAGACGGUAUCACAUCAAAGUGGUAGGAUGGCCUACGAGUUGAGUGUGGCGCUGACGGAGAUGAACAUCUUCAAUUUGGCGCUGGCCUCCACC
Messenger RNA from Protopolystoma xenopodis, 1522 nucleotides. NCBI's taxonomy places the organism in Eukaryota, Metazoa, Platyhelminthes, Monogenea, Polystomatidea, Polystomatidae. The record is from the annotation of a GenBank genome assembly.